Ilyonectria robusta is the source of this 1605-nucleotide messenger RNA. RefSeq names its product WD40-repeat-containing domain protein. Bases 97 to 1539 code for a protein of 480 amino acids. The transcript has a single exon. The record is from RefSeq and is a predicted model, not a curated record. Gene Ontology annotation, molecular function: protein binding. Gene Ontology annotation, biological process: proteasome-mediated ubiquitin-dependent protein catabolic process; protein polyubiquitination; transcription-coupled nucleotide-excision repair. Lineage: Eukaryota; Fungi; Ascomycota; Sordariomycetes; Hypocreales; Nectriaceae. Gene Ontology annotation, cellular component: nucleotide-excision repair complex; Cul4A-RING E3 ubiquitin ligase complex.
CUCCAUGCUUCACCCAACUCUGAGCGUGCUGUGUCAGCUUCCAGACGUCUGUAUUGCUUCACCACGCGCCCAACUCACCGUUUACAGCCCAGAUGAAUGCAGUCCCGUCUGCUCGCCCGCGAAACGGGUGAUCUGGAUCCCCGGGACUUCGCCCGAACCAUCACGACCGACCUCCUCCGUUCCUUUGCGCCCGCGCCGCAGCAUCGCUUCAAUGGCGAGUUCGCACCGCGUCCCGAUCCGGCUGGCGUAGAUGAACGCGCGCAUAAUAUCCGUGCCCAUGGCGCUGGCGUGAGCGCCCUCGCUCUCGACAAGUUUGAAGGCCGCAUCCUCCUCUCGGGCGGUGCAGAAGGUUCCAUCAAGAUAUGGGAUUUGGAGGCGUGCGGAAACCCUCAUAAGCUCCAUACCUUUCGUCCUGUGAGCUCGAUCGCGCGGUCGGCUCGAGAACAGCAGUCGUCCGGACACACGCAUGGAAUUACCCAUCUUGCUUUCUACCCAUUCGACCCAGAUGCCUUCCUCUCGAGUUCCUAUGAUAAAAAGUUGAAGCUGUGGGCGACCCAGCGUUGCACGCUUUCCGCCAGUUUCGAUCUGAAUGCGACUAUAUACUCCCAUUCGACCAGUCCUAUUGCUGACCACCUCCUCGUUGCGGCUGCCACCCAACACUCUAACGUCCGACUCGUUGACUUGAAGUCUGGAUCUGCAGUUCAGGCCUUGGUCGCGCACGGCGGGCCUGUCCUGUCAACAGCAUGGAGUCCACGCCAUGACCAUAUACUCGUCAGCGGCCACGCUGAUGGAAAAGUUCGCGUAUGGGAUAUUCGGCGUGCUGGCGGUGUCGUCGCACAGCUAGACCAGGAAGAUUCGCUGGGCGUUGUUCAUAGAUAUAACCACGCCACAGCCGCGGGGAUGGAUUGGGGACAGAUGCCGCAUUUCAGAGCCUCCUCGAAGGCCCACGAUGAGGCCGUCAAUGGCAUACAGUGGACGGAUGAUGGCCGGUACAUCAUCUCGACCGGCCUCGAUCGUCGGAUUCGAGUAUGGGAUGCAGCAACUGGGGCCAACACUCUGGCGAGCUUCGGCUCUCUCAUUCAGAACCAGCAUGCAAAAACAGCCAGCUUCUUAGUAUCUCCGUCUAGCUUGUCUACUGGAAAUGAACUUUUGUUCUGGCCAAACGAUCAGGAAAUCUUGAUUCUCGACCUCCACGAAGGAAACAUUGUGACACGACUCCGCAGCCCUGGCGUGACGAACCCCGUUGGACCUCGUGGUAGCCAAAUGGGAAGGAACCGAAUCACUGGGCUUGUAUGGCGCGGAGCAGGUGGAGGUGGUCAUCAGGUUGGACCGGCCAUGGGCGGCGGGAACUCGGUUGGUGCCAUCUACAGUUCUCACAUGGAUGGACAGAUUCGUGCUUGGGCGCCUCAGAUUCCAGGACUAGAAGACUUCGACGAGGAUGAAGAAAUAAACGAAGAUGAGGAGACUAGGAAGAAGAAGAGGAAGGCGGUUAACGAUGCUUAUAGAAGCCUUAUGGGGAAACAGAUCACCUUCACUUAAUAGAGAGGAAAUUUCAUUGAAGUUGUUGUCUGCAAGGUACAUAAAUACUAUUAGUCUUACUUUUAA